Molecule: messenger RNA, 150 nt
Organism: Mycotypha africana
Lineage: Eukaryota; Fungi; Mucoromycota; Mucoromycetes; Mucorales; Mycotyphaceae
Exons: 2
Biological process (GO): regulation of transcription by RNA polymerase II
Cellular component (GO): transcription regulator complex; PcG protein complex
Molecular function (GO): RNA polymerase II cis-regulatory region sequence-specific DNA binding; DNA-binding transcription factor activity, RNA polymerase II-specific
Source: RefSeq, a predicted model, not a curated record
UGUCAAAAAGGUUUUACAACGAGCGGGCAUUUGGCGAGGCAUAAUCGAAUUCAUACGGGCGAAAAGAACUUUCAUUGUCUGUAUCCCGGUUGCCCUAGCAAGUUUUCGCGUCAAGACAAUAUGAUGCAACAUUACAGAACUCAUCUAUCU